GCAAAACUUCUGAUUCUCUACUACAGCAGCAGGAAGUGAGGAUCUCCGCAAAUCCAGACAUCCAGAAACGUGAAGAAGAGACUGAAGAACAAAAUAUGACAGUCCCAGAAAAGCAUAUAAUGACCUCCUCCCCCUCCUCAGCAGGAGCUAUUGUAAUUCAGCUGCUAAUACUUCAGGUCUCCCUAGUAGGAAACAUUUUCUGCGGGAAUGUGCUUAUUUGGCCAGCGGAAGCUAGCCAUUGGCUAAAUGUUAAGGUCAUCAUCCAGGAACUGCUACACAGGGAUCACAAUGUCAGCAUCCUUGUUUCAUCAGCAUCCAUCUUCAUCAAACCCAGUGAUGAUAUAUCAUCUGCAAAGUUUGAGGUGUACACUGUGCCCUUUGGAAAUGAUGACUUUGACAACGUUAUCAAGGAGUUCAUAAUGCUGUGGAUGAAGCACAAGCCCAGCACUCUGACCUUCUACAGGUUUUACCAAAACCUGGAGAAGAUGAUGAGGAAUCUAUAUGAAAAGAAUAAGCUUGGGUGUGAAGGGGUACUGGCCAAUCAGGAGCUCAUGGCCCGCCUGAAAAACACUAAAUAUGAUGUGCUCCUUGCAGAUCCUGUGAUGUCCUGUGGUGACCUGAUUGCUUUGAAGUUGGAUAUCCCAUUUAUGUACACCCUGCGAUAUUCACCAGCCUCAACAAUAGAGAGACACUGUGGGAAAAUACCCUCCCCUCCUUCAUAUGUUCCAGCUACUUUGUCUGAGCUCACAGACAGGUUGUCAUUUGGAGAAAGGGUGAAAAAUAUAAUAUCUUAUCAUGUACAAGAUCAUGUUUUCCAGACCUGCUGGGGAGUAUGGGACUCUUAUUACAGUCAGGUUUUAGGGAGACCCACAACAUUAUGUGAAGUAAUGGGGAAAGCGGAGAUCUGGCUGAUCCGAACCUACUGGGACUUUGAAUUUCCUCGGCCUUUCCUGCCAAAUUUUGAGUUUGUGGGGGGUCUGCACUGUAAGCCAGCCAAACCUUUGCCUGAGGAAAUGGAAGAAUUUGUCCGGAGUGCAGGGGAACAUGGCAUUGUGCUGUUUUCUCUGGGCUCAAUGGUUUAUAACUUAACAGAUGAAAAGAGUAACAUGGUUGCAUUGGCACUCAGCCAACUUCCACAGAAGGUUCUUUGGCGCUAUAAAGGGAAAAGGCCCCAAACAUUAGGAGCCAACACCAGGAUCUAUGACUGGAUACCUCAGAAUGACCUUCUGGGACACCCAAAGACUAAAGCCUUUAUAACACAUGGUGGAACCAAUGGGAUCUAUGAAGCUAUUUACCAUGGUAUUCCCAUGGUUGGGAUCCCCAUGUUUGCUGAUCAGCCUGAUAACAUUAUGCACAUGAAGGCAAAGGGAAUGGCUGUUGUGCUGGAUAUCCAAACAAUGAAAACAGAAGAUUUAGUGACGGCUGUGAAUGCUGUGAUUCACAAUGCUACAUAUAAGAAAAAUGCAAUAAGGCUGUCGCAGAUCCACCACGACCAACCGAUGAAGCCGCUGGACCGGGCUGUCUUUUGGAUUGAGUAUGUCAUGCGUCACAAAGGCGCCAAGCACUUGAGAGCAGCUGCCCAUGACUUGACCUGGUACCAGUAUCAUUGCCUGGACGUCAUCGCCUUCUUGAUUGGUUGCACAGCAGUUUUCGUAUUCAUUGCUUUUAAAUGCUGCUCCUUUUGCUGUCGGAAAUGUGGUAGAAUCAUGAAAACAAAAACAGAGUAACUUCUCCUGGGACUCAAC
Molecule: messenger RNA, 1745 nt
Organism: Rhineura floridana
Lineage: Eukaryota; Metazoa; Chordata; Lepidosauria; Squamata; Rhineuridae
Product: UDP-glucuronosyltransferase 2A1-like
Exons: 7
Coding region: 96-1727 (543 amino acids)
Molecular function (GO): UDP-glycosyltransferase activity
Source: RefSeq, a predicted model, not a curated record